This is a messenger RNA of Rhineura floridana, 8401 nucleotides long. RefSeq names its product minichromosome maintenance complex component 3 associated protein (gene MCM3AP). The record is from RefSeq and is a predicted model, not a curated record. Lineage: Eukaryota; Metazoa; Chordata; Lepidosauria; Squamata; Rhineuridae. Gene Ontology annotation, cellular component: transcription export complex 2; nucleus; cytoplasm. The transcript is spliced from 29 exons. Bases 310 to 6174 code for a protein of 1954 amino acids. Gene Ontology annotation, biological process: mRNA export from nucleus.
AUUGACGGUGGGCGAUACGUCACUUCCUGAUAGUAGCUUGCUUGGAAGGAGAAGGCAGGGAGUGCUGUGUGAAAGUCGGCCGCUUCUCGCGGAAGUGGCUUGUUUACGCCUAGGGAGAUUCUGGGCUUAAGCUUGUUUUUACAUACUGGUGCGGACAAUGCACACUCUCAGAGGCACCCUCUUUCUGGCUUCUUCGACAUGAUGCUGAGCCGAGGAUGUGCCACUGGCAACGGAAUUACAAGAACAACGAGCUAGGAGUUGAAAGCUACUGAGUGUGGAAAGCUAUUGAACAGAUGCCUCAUUGUGAAGAUGAACCCCAAUACACCUUUUAGUGGACAGCAACCUGGUGCUUUCCAGGUACCAUCUGGCACUUCGGCUGGAAUAUUUCCAGUUCAGCCACCAUUCCCGUUCAGUCAGCUCUCUCUCUUUGGGCAGAACAAUGGAGCAUUGUUAAACAAUCCGGGAUUUACACAUCUAUCUGACUUCACCAUAACCUCAGGACUGCGUGGUUCUUCAGGGCAAGGUAUAGGAUUUGGGCAGCCCCCAGAAUUUACUCAGCCUUGUUCUCUUGGCCAUACAACUUCCUUUGUGACUUCUGCACCAACUAGCUCUUCCAUUGCCAACAAGCAAGGAUUCAGUUUUAAACCACCUACAAAUCUUGGCACUUCUCAGAGUACAUCUAGCUUUGGAGCUACAUCUGGAGAAGCUUCAGGCAGUGGUUUUGUGAGACCAGAUUUCAGCUUCAAAUCCCCUGAGGAUGCUGUGUUCAAGCCAAUCUUUGGUUCAGAGCAAGAGAAGAUGGGAAAUCAGAUAACCCCAACUCCAUUCACAUUUUCCUUUCCCGGUGGUAGUGGACUUGAACGAGUAGCCCCCUUUGGCAUUCCUCGAGAGAGCAGCACUUCAGGUGCAAGUUCAAGCUUCAGCUUUACAAAACCAGUAAGCAGUAAUACUUUAGCAUCUUCAUUCACUGGUACUUUACCAAACAAGAUCACUGAGGAUGAUAAAAAAAGACCAGUAGUUCUCUUUGCAAGCCCUAGUAGUAGUUUUACCUCUUUUUCUAACUCAUCUAUUGGAUCUUUGGGAGACACUUUCCAAUCUAAUAAAACAAGCAAGCCAGAACAUGAAGAAUUGCUACCUUUGAGUGAGCCACUUCCCAUCCUUGCAAAGGGAAUAAAGAGGAAAGAAGAAGAAGAGCAUUCUUCAAGACGACAUGAUUAUGAUGCUGUGGAAGAGCCAGAGCUGCUGGCAAGGAGUGAGCAUUCUUCUACUAAGCGGCCAGUCAGGCUGAAUCGGCCUCGUGUAGGUGGCCUGUUUGACAGAGUAUUUCAAGAGGUAAUGAAAAGCAAUAAGAAGGAGUCCAAAAUGGAACGAGUGUCCCUAGAAUCUGGAGAAAUGGAACAGACAAAUGUGGCAGGGGGAACUCAUUCUGGUUUUGCAACAGGUAGGCCAGGAGGAACAAUGAAAAAGGAAGAAAAUAAAGCAAAAUUGAAGGAAGAUUCUACCAUCUUGAGUCCCUUGCGCCGAAGUCGGAAUAGUGGGAGCACAGAGAGCCUUGGUGGGUUGUCAUCAAGUGAACUCACAGCCAUUCAGUACAAAAAUAUUCCUGACCAUCUAAAUAAGAGAAAUGUUCUUGAGAAUCACUUCAAGAAGUUUAUUAAAUUCCAGCGGAUCCGUACCAACCCGAACAAAAAGCUGGCUGUUAUACAGUGUUUUGAUCAUGCAUCUGCAGCUUUGGCUAAAAAGAAAGCAAAAGAGUUGCAUAAAGAAAUAGUAGCAUUGUGGCAUAAGAAGAAACCAAGUCCUAAUAAGAAAGACUAUUCAUCUAAGGAGCACAAGGCAGAUGAAAAUGAAGGGAGACAAAGCAAUGACCAACUGAGUCAUCAGCAUUCUUCACAUAGUAAAUCCUUAAUACGUUCCACUGGUAGUGGAAACCUGUCAACCAAAAGUUCCCCAGCUAAGAAAGCUGGCCUUAAGAAGUCUCUGCAGUUCGAAGCAUAUCCCUUUGAUUCUGGAUCUGAAGGUCAUGGCUCUGAGAGUUUAGAAGCAUCCGUAUCUUCUUUCAGCAACCUAGUAGGCACAGUGGCAGAGACCUCUGAGGACAAAUACCGCCUUCUAGACCAAAGAGAUAAAAUCAUGCGACAAGCUCGUGUAAAACAAAUAGACCUUGGCAAAGCUAAAACCUUUGUUGGCACAUGCCCAGAUAUGUGUCCAGAGAAAGAGCGUUAUAUGAGAGAGACAAGGAACCAGCUUAGUGUCUUUGAAGUGAUCCCAGGAACUGACAAGGUUGACCAUGCAGCAGCAAUAAAGGAGUACAGCAGGUCUUCAGCGGAUCAGGAGGAGCCUUUACCACAUGAACUGAGGCCUUCUGAGGUGUUGAGUAUGACCAUGGACUACUUAGUAACGCAAAUCAUGGACAAAGGAGAAGGGAACUACCGGGAGUGGUACGAUUUUGUAUGGAAUAGAACUCGUGGAAUAAGAAAGGAUAUAACCCAGCAACAUCUCUGCUGUCCUUUGACUGUUUCCUUGAUUGAGAAAUGUACCCGUUUUCAUAUCCACUGCUCCCACCAUUUAUGCGAAGAGCCUAUGUCGUCUUUUGAUGCAAAGAUCAACAAUGAGAACAUGACUAAAUGUCUCCAGAGCCUGAAGGAAAUGUAUCAGGACCUUACAAACAAGGGUAUUUACUGCAAGAGUGAAGCAGAAUUCAGGGGAUAUAAUGUCCUCCUGAACCUCAACAAGGGAGAUAUUCUCAGAGAAGUGCAACAGUAUCGCCCAGCUGUCCGAAACUCCACUGAAGUUAGAUUUGCAGUUCAAGCCUUUGCUGCAUUAAACAGCAAUAACUUUGUCAGGUUUUUCAAACUUGUGCAGACAGCAUCGUACCUGAAUGCAUGCUUGUUACAUUGCUAUUUCAGUCAGAUUCGUAGAGAUGCUUUAAAGUCACUCAAUAUUGCUUAUACUGUGAACGCUCAGAGGUCGACCAUCUUUCCACUGCAUAAUGUGGUCCGCAUGCUGCUGUUUAAGAACUUUGAAGACGCAACUGAUUUCAUAAGCUAUUAUGGCUUAAGUGUGUCUGAUGGUUUUGUGGAGCUGAAUCGGUCUGCUUUUUUGGAACCGGAAAGCUUGCCGAAGCCAAAGAAAUCAUUGUUUGUUGGGCAGAAGCUAACUGUUUCUAUUGGGGAAAUUGUCAAUGGAGGAUCUCUACCGCCUGUGAUUCGCCAUGUACCUCUGUAUAGUUUUAAUGCACAGAACAAGUACACAGGAGAGAAUGCUGCAGUGGACUCAGCCAGCAAUAGUCAGAAAGUCAGUGUUGAUCUGACAGAGACAAGAGCAGAAGGGAGUAGCGUAGACUCCGAAGUACUUCAAGCUCAGCCUUCGUCGUUACUGUUACCACUCCUACCAGCACCGUUGCCUUCCACCGCAGGGUCAAUCUUUCAGCCUAUUGCACAGCCUCCCCCUCCCAGACUUCAGCCUGUUUACAGUGAUACCGACAUUGCAGAAGUGGUUGAAGACCUUGUGUGUGAUGUGCUAGAAGGUGAAUGCAGAGAAAUUGGUGCUACAGGAGCAGCCUAUGUACAGUCAGCUCUAGGGAUCUCUGACGUUACCACAGAAGAAAUCAUGACAGAAGUGAUGCUGGGAAUUUUGAGGCAAAUUGCAUCAUUUAUAAUCAAUGCAGAAAAAGAGAGGCUUGAAGAGGAAAAACGCCGGGCUGAAGAUGAGCGGCGGAGACAGGAAAAGGAACAGUUAGUAAAAAUGUUGAGCGAGUCACUGGGUACAACGUUGACAGAAGAAGUGGUAAAGGAAAUGAUGCAAGAAAUUUCAGCUAAGGAGUUAAAGGGUGCUGUGGAGAAAGACCAAAGAGCACGCAUUGCCCGUUGCUCAAAGGAAGUCUGUGCUGAAAUAAUGGGUGUAUUUUUGGAAGAUGAGAUUUUCCAGAUUGCUAAGGAGACCCUGCAGGAACUCCAGUGCUUUUGCAAAUACUUACAGCGAUGGAGGGAAGCUGUUGUAGCCCGAAAGAAAUUGAAGCGUCAGAUGAGAGCUUUCCCAGCAGCUCCAUCUUGUGUCGAUCCAAACCAUAAACUGAAAGCUCUGUCACCCAGUGCAGAGUGUCCUAUUGCCAGAGAGCACCUUGCUAAAACUAUUGUAAACCUGGGACAUGCAGGGAACCUUGGCAUCUCCUGCCUUAGGCUCAGAUGGCUACGGAACAAGACAAUUAACCAAAUGAAAGUGCAACAUUUUUACCAGCAAUUAUUAUGGGAUGCAUUGUGGACUCCACUAGAUCUGCCAUCACUGGUUGCUGAAAACAUUCCAAUACAAGAAGAAAAGGUCUUUUGGAAAGCAGUUCUGGUGUUGCCAAGCUAUGAGGAAUAUCCAGUUGGGGAUCAUAGCAGAAUGGUAGCAGACUGGUUGACAGCUAAGUUUAUGAUUGACAAAAAUUUGAAGGAAAAUACAUCUGUGGUGAAAAGUAGAAUCCAGACACUCGCAUUACAUACUUGUCUUCAUACCAAAAGAGAUCGGGCUGUUUGUGUCAGCGUGUGUAUAAAGGUGACUCAUGGGACACUCAGUACCUCUGAGCUCAGUGAUACAAAGACUCAAAAAGGGCUGCUUGGAACUAGUGGGCUUAUUCUUCUUCUGUCUCCUCGAGUGAGAAGUGAGGAUGUUGCAGAGGAAGAUGUUUAUUGGCUGUCACCUUUGCUUCAAUUAAAACGGCUCCUUCAGGCGAAACCUUCCCAGCCAAUAGUACCUCUGGUGAUUCUUGUCCCAAGUCAUGGAGAUGAAGCCAUAGAAAAAGACGUAGAGGAAGGACUGAUGCUGCCAGAUUUGAUUUCAGCUAACCUUAUUUCACGCUACAACAUUGUGCAAAUACCAGAUUCUGUAAGUGAAUUGCAAAGUACCAACAAGCUCUCUGAAGCAGUGCAGUGGCUAGUUGCUCAGUGCCCAGACUUAGACAAGCUUCACUGCCAGGCGCUCAUGCAGUAUGUUGAAGAUGGCCUUGACCGUGAAUUCAACAAACGUUUCUACCAAGACAUGAAGGAGAGAUUUGUGGCUGGCUUGCCCUCCCAAGAUCCUAGCGCCAUUAUAGAGCUAUAUAAUAGUGUGGUACAGUUCCUGGCUGAAGUUGCCUCUUCAGAAGAUCUCGGUGAACUGUCCUGGCCUGUAGCUGAAUUUGUGGAGCCUGGGGGCAGCAAGGUGCUUCCACAUCUCCAGUGGAACACACCCAGCCACCAGGGUUGGCUGAAGAAAGCACUGCUGUCCUUCCAGAUCCCACAGAUGGAUCUCCCUCCUUUGAGUGCUCCUUGGCGUCCUGUUUGUGCCAUGAUUUUCCAAUAUUUGUCCCAGACUUCCAGUUCUAUUCAGACCCUGGAGAUACUUCAGUCUCAGGCAGAGAAUUUGCUGAGCAGAACCUACUUCAAGUGGAAGAGCAGGAAGGAUGCCAGCUCAAACGACGAUGGCCCUUCUGUAGAGGAGAUCCCUUGGGAUAGCAUCUUGGCACUCUGCAUUAACCAUAAAUUGAGAGACUGGAAACCUCCGCAUAUACCGAUAAACCCAGAAGCUGUGAGCAAAGAUGGAGAGAUAUACGUAUAUUUUUUUGAGGAACACUUGAGAAAAUUCACUUGUCCUGUUUUAUGGGAACAAGCCAGAUUAAAAACCCAGCAAGAGGGCCAGCAGAGUCAAAGAAGGUCUGAGAUAAAGACUCAGCGUGUUGCAAAGCUGUAUUCUUAUUCAAUGUUUCCAACUGAAUAUUGUGCCAGCCAGCAAAUAGACAACAAAGAACUAAAUAUUUCCAGUGGAGCAGAUCUAACAGUGGCCGUUUCAGAAGUGGAACAUCUCCCUGAGUGCCUGUAUGAAAAGCUGGAACAGGAGAAAACAGAGAGCAGAAGGUUUGAUGAGCAGCUCCAACAGUGCUUAGUUAAAGAUUCCGAGACAUUCCAGGAUUCUGUGUCUCUUCCACUUUACCUUCCCGAAACUCUGGUGUCUGUGCCUCAUAUUAUUCACUCUGUGGCCAAAACCCCAGUUUUGAGAAGUCCAGAGGCUGGAAGCUGGACGGAACUGAGUGACACAGACACCUCUCUCACACAUAGACUUACAUACUUGAAAGAACUGAUCAGGGCUAACAAAGAAGAAGAAAUGACUUGUGAACUCCAUUUGUCUACAUUGCUAAACAUGAUAGAUACUUGAUCAGGGUCAGCCUAAAUGUGUGAGGCAGGAGAGCUGACAGCAGAUGACAAAUACACAUGAAUAGUCUACAUGUGUAGAAAACAGCAAAGGCUUUUUGUGGAUAAAUCUUUAUUUGACUCUGUCAUACAGUAUUUGUAUGUGUUUGUAUGAUGACGUUACAUUUCCCUGAAGAUGAAUUCGUCUUCAGGUUUUUCAUUCUAAUUUUACCUUGACUUUUCCUAUACACACUUACUUGGAAUAAGCCCCAUUGAAUUUGGUGGGACUUUGUUCCAGGUAAACCUGCUUGGGCUUGAGAAUUCAGUUUUUAUACUGAGUUGCACAUCUCUGCAGAAUCUUUUUCCUAUGCCUUGUCACAGAAUGAAACUCCUCCGUGCUAUUGAUGAACUAGCCAAUUGCCUGGGCCCAGAAUCAACAAUAUUUUCUUCUAUUACUCCCCUGCACAAGGUGAUAAGAGACUGAAGAGCGUGCCUUAUCUCUCCUUCCAUCUAGCAUGUCUGCUCCACCUCCAUGACCACCAACAGUUCACGUGAACAUACAGUAUUCCACUGGGUCUACAUGUGUGUAUGGUGUAGACUUGGCUCACAUGGCCAAAUCCCACAUUUUUUUUAUUUGGCAAGUGGACUUAUGUUCAUCUUGUUGUAUACACAUAAGGCCCCAUUCAAAUGUUACGCUCCCACAUGAAUGGCUGCUGGUACUGGAUGUGGGGCAAAUGUGUAAUUGGACAGGAAGAUAAUGCUCACUGUUGCUCAUGUUUCCUGUCAUGUGUAGGGGAGUGAUAAGAGGAAGUAUUGUCUAAUCUGGUCUCUUGAUUUGCUUGACUGCUGCACUGCGAUGUGGCUUGAAGAAAAAACUUAAAGCAGUUUAAUUAGACAUGAUGCAGUUUAAUUAGACUUCCUUUUUACAACUAGAUGCCAACAUGGAAGUCAUUUCCAUGUUGGAUUUUUUGUGAAUCUUGCUUGUAGAUAGUGUGGCAGUUCUAUAUUUGUGGUGUUUGCUCUAUGUCAACGAGAUGAAUAUUAUGUAUAUGUUGGUGUAUGCAUAGCAUUCAUAUAUGGAACUGACAUCUAGGGAGGAAUUUCCAUGUGUGAAGUGGCCUUAGUUUGAAUUACAGGUGAGGUUAGUCUCUUGUCACGAAGGAGGCUCGAAUUGGGGGGGUUAGACAAAAGGUAUUUUAGAGAUUCUUUUCGGACAGAAAUGGGUUAUAUGCAGAGGUGUCCUACCCAUGCCAUUACAGAUGUGCUGCAUUCCGCAGAAGCAGAUUAGGAGCCAGAAAGGCUGAGAUUUCUUUUCACCAACAUUGAAAGAGCUACUUAAUCCCAAAUGCCAAAAACUAACUAACAGAAGGUCUCACCCAGGUGGAAAAGAAUAGAAUAUUUCUGUUGCAUUUACAUGGCUUUCAUAAACAUGGAAAAAUCACACCCUAAGGAUCAAAAUAAUAUGUGACUCUAAAAUAGUAUAAUCAAAUAUGUUUGGAUGUUGCAUGGUUAUUUUAUUUUUCUAUAGAUCCAGUUUAAGGGCAGCUUUUUUCACUUGGCAUUUGUUUAUAAUAAAAAUUCUAACCCAGGAUGGUUUCAAGUGCACCUGUUAGCAUUGACAACACGGGCAUGCUGUAUCUCUCUCAUACAUUUUUGGGAUAUCUAUGUCUGCCUCUGACAUAAAUAUUUUGUACACUGUCAUUUUCAUUAAUGAAUGGAAACACUUCUAUUAAGUAAAUUGUAAGGUGGAAAGCAGGUGCAAAAAAUACUGUAGAAGCUUAAGCACCCUGGAGGUUUUUGCAUCAUCAUGAGAGCGCUAUUCUGACUGUUUUUGUUAAAUUACCAUGGACAAACUGGUGUAUGUAUAUUUUAGAAGUGAUCUGUAUUGUGUGCUGCUAGGUUUUUCAUAAUAGGGCAUCUUUUAAUGUCUUUAUCACCAAAAAAGUCCAUAUCUCCAUAUCCAUAUCUUUAUCACCAAAAAAGCCAUGACCUGAUGAAAAUACAGAUAUUGUAAAGUUGGCAAGAACUUAAGAAUCAGAAACUUGAUACUCUGCAUAUUUCUUUUAAAAUUUAUGUUACUUUCCGUUCUAAUGUGUGCUAUUUUAGAGUGUCCUUACCUUUUUACUUUAGUACAAUGUGUGAUUUCAUACAAAUAUUUAUAUUGUGGCAGGCUAACCUGUCUAAGGCCCUAAUGUUUUCUUUGCAGUAUUUUAGAUAUUGUAUAUACUUUUACGGUCCAUUAUAGGUGAUGA